AUGCUGCUUGAUAGCUCGCGAACUCACAUUCCUGAUGAAGCGCGAGCGCACUUGACAGAGUACAAGGACGACCCAGGCGAUGGUGGAGUGAAAGACCUGUCAAUCACCAACAAGAUCUACAUGGACACCAAGUUGGAGAGAAUGCUGCAUCCGGAAAGUUACCACCAUCUUACUCGACACUACGCAGAUAUGUCUCGUAAACACUCCAUGUUGUUUCCAUUCCAUCGCACCCGGCUAGUCAAAUUGCCGCCAGGGGAAGGGGAGCGCUUGUCCGCGGAAGGAAAAGCGGAAUUGGAAAGAAUGCGAAAGGAAGAUCCUCCAAAGCCUAAAGGUGGAUUCAAGUACGAGUUCGAUGGACCCGACGUUCCUCCUUGGCAUCUGCGACCAGUCGAUGAGCGAGCAGAUCCUCCGAAAGCCAAGCGUCCUCGCACAUUCUCGGGUCUUCACAGAUUCAGUAAGCCGCGCGCCACGACUCGUCGUCGUACAGGCCGCGUCACUUCUCGAGCCCACUCCGCCUUGCGUUCCCCAUCGCCCGAGCCACAGUCCCCUCCUGCAAGAGCUACUUCUCCUGAAAGCUCGAAGAUGUCUACUGGUCGUUCGUGA
Molecule: messenger RNA, 603 nt
Organism: Ceraceosorus guamensis
Lineage: Eukaryota; Fungi; Basidiomycota; Exobasidiomycetes; Ceraceosorales; Ceraceosoraceae
Exons: 1
Coding region: 1-603 (200 amino acids)
Source: RefSeq, a predicted model, not a curated record